GCUUUGCUUGACGCAAGCACAGCACAUACUACAUGUUCAUGGAAACGGCUAUAUUGUCCCGUUUUUUUCUGAAUAAAGUGUAGGACCCAGAGAAUUGCAUACAGGCAAGAUGCCCCUUACUUUCUGGGCAAGUCGCCAAACCCAGCGCCCGAUUUGGCAGCUAAAAGAAAGGCGAGCGGGGACAGUGGGGGGUGGGAUGUGGAUGGCUUGGCUGCAGCCUUGCUGUUCAGCACCGCCAAACGCACAACCACAGAGCCGCAACUCGAUCGGCUCUCGGCCAGCAGGACGAGGCGAGCCAGGGCGCCGGCCCUUGCUCCCUUGCUGUUUCCUGGCUGCCCAGUCUGUGUCCGCCCCCCUUGGUCCGCUGCCAUUGCGCCUCCCCCCUCGCCGUCCUCGGCCAAGAAAAAAACGCUCGCCAUUUAAGGCCCCCUCCCUGGGCAGAGCCCUCAUCUCUGCCUGCAUCCGCACCUCCGUCUCGCCCCAGAACCCUGCCUCAAGCCUGCCCAUCGCCAUGUCGGACCACCCCGAUCGCGCCAAUCCCUUCAGCAUCGUCCUCGGCACCCGCGAGUCGCAGCUGGCCAUGUGGCAGACCAAGCAUGUCCUGGGCCUGCUCCAGCAGCACCAUCCCGAGACCGACUUCACCAUCAAGGGCAUGACCACCACCGGCGACCAGAUCCUGAACGUCGCCCUCAACAAGGUCGGCACCAAGGCGCUCUUCACCAAGGAGCUCGAGGUCGCUCUGGAGCUCGGCGAGGUCGAUCUGAUCGUCCACUCGCUCAAGGACGUCCCAACCACCCUGCCCGAGGGCAUGGUCCUCGGUGCGACUGUAGAGCGUGAAGAUCCUCGCGACGUCGUCAUUAUGGCUCCAAAGUGGGUCGAGCAGGGUAUUCUGCGUCUCGAGGAUCUGCCCAAGGGCAGUGUGCUCGGCACCAGCUCUGUCCGAAGAACGGCCCAACUCAAGCGACGUUUCCCCGGCCUGCUCUUCCACGACAUUCGCGGCAACCUGAACACUCGGUUCGCCAAGCUCGACGCCCCCGACUCUCCCUACGACGCCAUCCUGCUGGCCUAUGCCGGUGUCCACCGACUGGAAUGGGACCAUCGCAUCUCCCAGAUCCUCGAGCCCGAACAGAUGCAGCAUGCCGUCGGCCAGGGCGCCAUCGGCAUCGAGAUUCGCGAGGGCGACGCCAAGAUCCAGACCUACCUCGAGUGCCUCAACCAUAAGCCCACACAGCUCCGCACCUUCUGCGAGCGGGCCUUCAUGCGUCGUCUGGAAGGUGGCUGCUCCGUCCCUCUCGGUGUCUGGACCGAGCUGCGUCCCAAGGAGCAGGGCUCAGCCGUCCAGGUGCUCAAGUUUGUGGGCUCGGUCUGUGCCUUGGACGGCUCGGAUGAGAUCGUGAGCGAGCUGGAAGUCGAGCUCGGAGGCGAGGACCAUCAACACCACCUGGAGCUCGCCCAGGGUCUUGGUCUGCAGCUUGCCGACUCGUUGAUUGAGAAGGGCGCCAGAGUCAUCCUCGACAGCAUCAAGGUUCACAACAAGUGAGCAACUCCUCCCCAAGAACAUCCUCAACAGACUGCCUGGGUGCAGCGAUUCCCCUCUUUCCCUUCUUGCGUUUCCUUCUCGCUUAUUCCCUCCACUUGAACUUGCUUCGAUGUUAAUUUGUGAGAUAAUCUCACGAGAUGUAGUUUUCCCUCUCCCUUACAGUCAAUCCAAUAACAAACGGGCCACCCUGGUUUUUGGUCGUUGACCGAAUGUUUUGCUACCCAACUCCAUCGCGCCCUCAUCCAUAUUUAGUGUGUCCAAGAGCACCAUUCGCCGCUGGCACUCCGAGACCAGUGUGCAUGUUGAUUGUGGAGACCGGAGAGCGGCCCAAUGACUUCAUUCGGAAGUAAUCUGUUGAAUUGCAUGUGGCUCCAUUGGAU
This is a messenger RNA of Polychytrium aggregatum, 1920 nucleotides long. Its product is annotated as porphobilinogen deaminase, dipyromethane cofactor binding domain-containing protein. Gene Ontology annotation, molecular function: hydroxymethylbilane synthase activity. The coding region runs from base 110 to 1540 and encodes 476 amino acids. The record is from RefSeq and is a predicted model, not a curated record. Gene Ontology annotation, biological process: heme biosynthetic process. NCBI's taxonomy places the organism in Eukaryota, Fungi, Chytridiomycota, Chytridiomycetes, Polychytriales. Gene Ontology annotation, cellular component: cytoplasm. The transcript is spliced from 4 exons.